GUUCUCCAAGUGCUGAUGUAUUGGAGCCAGAGGUUACCCUUCCAGAGGAUAUCCUUUGGAAGAUACAUGCACUUAUGCCAAUGCAAGAUGCUGCUCGUGCUGCCUGCUUGUCUCAUAGUUUUCUUCACUCUUGGAGAUGCUAUCCCAAGCUCAUAUUUGAUAUGAGAGCACUUCGCAAACAAACAAAAGAUUUUAUCAACAGAGUUGACCACAUCAUGCAAAAUCACUCUGGUGUUGGGGUGGAGAUAUUUAAAUUGCAAACUCGCAAUGAUUUCAGUGUGCAUCCAAGUUAUCUUGAUCGCUGGCUAGUAGUUGCACUUACGCCUGGGAUCAAAGAAUUUGUGCUAGGGCUCCCCAUAGAAAACGAAAUGUAGUACAACUUUCCUGGUUCACUUUUAUCUCGCGAGCGGGCACACUCAAUUCAGUAUUUUCACCUCAGUAGCUGCAUGUUUCAUUCUGUAGGCAAAGUUGGUUGCUUGAGUAGUUUGAAGACUGUUCGUCUGCAUGAUGUUGGUAUUACUGAGGAGGAGUUGUGUCUUCUUCUGUCCAAUUCCUUCACGUUAGAGCAUCUGGACCUCGAGUCCUGCUAUGAUAUACGUUGCUUAAAGCUGUCACAUCUUUUGUCGAAACUUAAUAGACUGGACGUGCGAGGUUGCAAAAUGUUGCAGAUGAUAGAAUGCAGUGCUCCGAAAGUCUCCAUCCUUAAUUAUGAGGGCCCCACAAUACCUAUCUCUCUUGGAGAUUCAUUGCAAGUGAAGAAAAUGCAGAUGACAAGUACUGAUGUGCCUAACCUGCUCCAUUAUGCUAGUACCAAGCUUUUAUCCAUUGCGCCAAAUGUCGAAACUCUUUUUCUGUACUCACUUUAUGAGAAAGUCAAUACACCAAUGGUUUUGGGUAAAUUCCUUCACCUCGAGUAUUUGGAGAUUAAGCUUUUCAUACCAAGUCGUUCUCCAGAUUACGACUUCUGUUCUUUGGUUUCUUUUCUUGAUGCUUCUCCCAACUUGAAGAUGUUCGUUUUGCGUGUGGAGGUGCCUACCAUCGAACCUGGUUUGAUUCCCGGAGUCCAAAUUGGCGAAGACUUAUUAUUUGCAAGUUGCGUUCGGAAACACCGCCAUCGCAAACUUAAAAGUGUGAUCAUCAAUGGCUUUCGCUCUUGGAAGACCAUGAUUGAGCUAACGAGAUGUAUUCUUGAUUAUGCGGCGUCACUAAAGCAUCUUAUCCUGGACACCACUAAUGGGUAUCAUAGGAGGAGGUCUGCCAAGUGUUUCCCUUUGGGCAAGGAUACACUUCUUGAAGCCCGAAAGGCUCUAGAAGCUAUCAUGACAUACAUUGAGGGGAAAGUACCUUCAAAGGUUAAUUUUAAGGUUCUUGAGCCCUGCAAGUGCAAUAAGUGUCAAGAAGUUUGAGUUACGUUAUGCCUAGGUCUUUAAUUAUCUACAUUGUUGCCAUAGUUUAGAGUUCCUCAAAAUUUUGCAAUCUAUUCUAUGACAUAUAUUUGAAAAUGCUUUAAAGUUGUACUCAUGUUA
Messenger RNA from Lolium rigidum, 1526 nucleotides. RefSeq lists its product as uncharacterized. The transcript is spliced from 4 exons. The record is from RefSeq and is a predicted model, not a curated record. Bases 447 to 1406 code for a protein of 319 amino acids. NCBI's taxonomy places the organism in Eukaryota, Viridiplantae, Streptophyta, Magnoliopsida, Poales, Poaceae.